Messenger RNA from Eruca vesicaria subsp. sativa (arugula), 1296 nucleotides. The record is from the annotation of a GenBank genome assembly. Lineage: Eukaryota; Viridiplantae; Streptophyta; Magnoliopsida; Brassicales; Brassicaceae.
UGUGGCCAUGGCAGCCUCUCUCCAAUCCGCCACCACAUUCCUCCAGUCGGCAAAAAUCUCCACCGCUCCUUCUCGUGGCAGUGCUCACCUCCGGUCUACUCAGACCGUCGGCAAAUCAUUCGGGCUAGAAACUUCCUCUGCUCGCCUCACAUGUUCCUUCCAAUCUGACUUCAAGGACUUUGCCGGUAAAUGCUCCGACGCUGUCAAGAUCGCAGGAUUUGCUCUCGCAACCUCUGCCCUCGUCGUCUCGGGAGCAAGUGCAGAAGGAGCUCCGAAGAGACUGACAUACGAUGAGAUACAGAGCAAGACAUACAUGGAAGUCAAGGGAACUGGAACUGCAAACCAGUGUCCAACUAUUGACGGUGGCUCUGAGACUUUCUCCUUCAAACCGGGAAAGUACGCUGGCAAGAAGUUCUGCUUCGAGCCUACUUCCUUCACCGUCAAGGCUGACAGUGUUAGCAAGAACGCUCCUCCUGACUUCCAGAACACCAAGCUCAUGACCCGUCUCACCUACACCCUUGACGAAAUCGAAGGCCCCUUCGAGGUUUCUUCAGACGGAAGCGUCAACUUCAAGGAAGAAGACGGCAUUGACUAUGCUGCAGUCACUGUUCAGCUUCCAGGAGGCGAGCGUGUGCCGUUCCUCUUCACAGUCAAGCAGCUUGACGCCUCAGGCAAACCAGACAACUUCACUGGCAAAUUCUUGGUCCCUUCAUACCGUGGCUCUUCCUUCUUGGACCCAAAGGGUCGUGGUGGAUCCACAGGUUAUGACAAUGCUGUUGCAUUGCCUGCUGGAGGCAGAGGAGACGAAGAGGAGCUUUCAAAGGAGAACGUGAAGAACACGGCAGCUUCGGUGGGAGAGAUCACUUUGAAAGUGACCAAGAGCAAACCUGAGACAGGAGAAGUGAUCGGAGUGUUCGAGAGUAUUCAGCCCUCGGAUACUGACUUGGGUGCCAAGGUACCAAAGGAUGUGAAGAUCCAAGGGGUUUGGUAUGGUCAACUUGAGUGAUCAUGUUAUCUAUAUAUCAAAACAUCUUCUCUUAAUUGUAUUCGAUGAUAAUGAGAACAUCUUUUGAUGCUUUCUUCGUUUUUUCUCUCUUAUGAAAAUGCACAUUCCCCCUAAAACUUGAUUUCUUAUAUCCAUGUUUUUUUUAUGCAAAACAGGAAGAGAGAAUAUUAUUAUAGCAAAAUGUAUGGUACCAAAUUUCAUCGUAUGGUCUACUGAUAAAAGAACUUGUGCAGCUUAUGAGUUAUGUACAUGUUUAGCCUCUCAUUGACCCGGCGCCUUGCGAACCGGCC